AUGAUGUUUGGAGUCCCGCCGAACGUGAUCGCGUACCGGUGGUUGCGGUUCAAAACGAGGAAACUGGCAUUGUUGGUGUUGCUUAUAUGUACCAUUGCAGUGACGCUGUACAGUACAAACCUCGUGCAACAGACACAGUUGCUACAGGAGGGCGCGCUUCAGUGGAGCAAUAGGACGUUUUUCCCAGCGUCUACAGAGGUAUCGUCUAAAGUCGCGUUUGUAAACGAUAAAGAUUAUAAGAUGAAGUUUCCAGAUAAUGUGGAUCUCGAACAUUUCCCUUUGGCAAAACCAAUCUCAACUUUCCAUUUGACUAAAAAAAUGCUACGAGUGCUCAAGACUGGAGCUGGGAGACAUUAUGGUACUGGAUUUCUCAAGUUUUUUGGACAUAAGGCACACAAUAAGGGCAAGAAAAAUACACACCUAAACCAUCAGAUGACUCACGUCUGGAGAGGUCUCAGUAGGAGGCAACAGUGUGCGCAUCUGAUCAAUGGGUUGUACUACAACAGUCUGUGGACCAACGAGGAUAUUAUGCGGAAUUACGAGAAUGAAGGACUGGGGAGGAUGGUGUUCCAAAUGAUGGCUGAACGGUUGCGUGUCUAUGAUUACUGUUUCUUACAGGAGAGUGAGGACUUGAACGUUGUGUUCGCUACAGAGCCGCUUCUCUCAAGUGAGUACACAGUGGAGGACUUCAACGUAAGGAUGUUUCCCUUCUUGCAGUUCUCGGACGAUAAGUUGAUGUGGCCCGAUGUGAUCGAUGUUUCGGAAGGUGUAGUGUUACCACCGCCCAAUAUUGAGGACAUGUCGAUUCGUGACUUUAACGCGAAUUUCUGGGCUAAUUGGGCACAGUAUAGUGAGGGGAAAGGUAUAGUCUUGACAAUGAGGGAGAGCGAUUCGGGCAUGUUUUAUAAACAGUUGAACACUUUCAAAGAAUUGGGGAACAAAUUGCCAAUACAGGUCGUUACCACAGGUAAAGAGGCCACUAAUAAAUUUGUUGAAACGUUGGGGAAACUGGCAAAGAAGACUGAACAAAAAAUUUACCUUGUAGAUGUCUCUAAACUCUUAAAGCCAGAUUUCGUACAGGAUAAGAUCAUCAAUUUCUUGAAUAAAUGGAUUGCCACAAUCUUCAACACUUUUGAGGAGGAAGUGUUCAUCGAUGUCGAUGCCAUCUCAUACGUGCCAAUGCAGGAUUAUUUCCAGACUGAAAAUUACAAGGAUACAGGGAUCUUGAUGUUCAGGGACAGAACGUUACUCCAAGAAAAUACUUUCAAAAGGUGCACUGACUUGUUGAUCGAAGCAGAACCCACAAAGGAGGAGGUAAGACUCAUUGGGUCCAGACAGAUGUUUGAUUCACUGUGGUUGAAGAAGAACGACGAUGUGCCCGAUAAAGAACUCAUGUCCACUGAAGCAGAGGUUUACCGUAACUUUUACGAAAGACUGAAAUUGCACCACGUUGACAGUGGACUGAUUGCAAUCCACAAGAAAUACAAACUGACUGGGGUGUUGAUGUCCUUCUUUUUCAACCUAGAUGCAAGAUUGAGCAGCUGUGUUUACGGUGACAAGGAGUUGUUCUGGCUUGGACAGUUAGUCGCUGGUGAGAGAUUCGCUAUAAACCAAAUGGAGGGUGGUAUUUUGGGCGCUGUAUCCGAAGAAGUCGUUACUGAAGAUGAUGGCAAAUCGAAGAAGGUAAACUACAACAUUUGUAGUACACAAAUCGCACACAUCGAUGAAAAUAAUAAACUGUUGUGGUCCAAUGGUGGUCUAAGGACUUGCAAAUUUUUGAACUCUGCAGGAAGUGAUUUCCAAUCCAAUGAAGAAUAUUUUGCUAGCAGGUAUGGUGAUGCGGAAACGCUGCAGAGAGUUUAUGAUUCGCCGCUACCGAUAGAUGGUGUCAUAAUACCAGAUGCCCAAAGGGAUCCCUGGAUACAAAUUAAAGAAUGCGCGAAUUACGUCUACUGUGCGUUUGCAAGGACGGACAGUUCAGGGAAAUUGAUUGGUGAUGGCUAUCUGGCAACUUUUGAGGACGCAGAUAGACGAGAGUAUAACGAAAUUUCAAAGAUAUGGAAUAAUGCGGAACUAGAAUCGUGA
Huiozyma naganishii CBS 8797 is the source of this 2085-nucleotide messenger RNA. RefSeq names its product alpha-mannosyltransferase. Gene Ontology annotation, molecular function: alpha-1,3-mannosyltransferase activity. The transcript has a single exon. Bases 1 to 2085 code for a protein of 694 amino acids. Lineage: Eukaryota; Fungi; Ascomycota; Saccharomycetes; Saccharomycetales; Saccharomycetaceae. The record is from RefSeq and is a predicted model, not a curated record. Gene Ontology annotation, biological process: protein O-linked glycosylation. Gene Ontology annotation, cellular component: Golgi apparatus.